Messenger RNA from Pseudocercospora fijiensis CIRAD86, 705 nucleotides. RefSeq lists its product as uncharacterized. The transcript has a single exon. NCBI's taxonomy places the organism in Eukaryota, Fungi, Ascomycota, Dothideomycetes, Mycosphaerellales, Mycosphaerellaceae. The record is from RefSeq and is a predicted model, not a curated record. The coding region runs from base 1 to 705 and encodes 234 amino acids.
AUGCCGAAAGCACCAGCCAAGACACGAGAGAAGACAGCCCGAAAGGAUCCUAUCAAACCCAAGAACACCAAGGACAGCCAUCUCUACACCGACGACAAUCCGUCGACCACCAUACAUGGCACAGGUUUCAAAGAUAAGGAGGCUGCGGAGCGUACAUUAGAUCUCAUCAAGGAACGAUCGCUCAUCUACCAAUGGGCAACCGUGAAUACCAUGUAUAAUCGCGCCAAGCACCACCCUGCUAUGAAGAAAGCAGUCGAAGGCAGUGCCAGCACGGCUGAUAUGCGAGCGGCGAUGGAAGUCUUCAGAGAGUGGCUGGACACAACAUAUCCGGCAGGGAAAGACGCGAUGAGAGCUGGUGGCUUCAAACCGCUUCUUACAAAGAAGACGGUAGAGAAGUACCAGGAGCGUAUCCAGAAAAGCAAGAAAGUCGGUGAUCUCGCAAAGCAAUUUGCGAAGGUAUAUGCAGAGUUGGCCAAGGGCAAGAAGCUGGGACAUGUGCUUGUCGAUGACAUGAAGCCGAUGGAGGCAGACUGGGAGAGAAAGCGAUAUCAGCAACUGGAUAAGCUGGUACCGAGCGGCAAAGAGAACAGUCAAGACGACUGGAAGCUCAGUGAGCUGUGGACUGACGACAAGGACGUCUCUGAUCAACAUCUUGAACUGAUCGCCUGGGCUUGGAGUCCAGUGCCCGAGAAGAAGCUGCCAUGA